AUGCAUUGCCCUGAACUAAAGCCUUCGGCUCAUGGCUCCAUGAGCUGCUCUGGUCCUUCUGGAAACUCUGCCUGGAAUUCAACCUGCAAGUUUGCAUGUGAAGAAGGAUUCAAACUGAAUGGAUCCAGUGAACUCCAAUGUGAUGAUUCUGGACACUGGGAUGCAUCACAGCCAGAAUGUGAAGCAAUAAAAUGUGUAGCAGUGCAGCCUCCUGAAAUGGGAAUUGCCAAACAUUCUUCCAAUGACACAAAUCCAAGUUUCAAGUCAGUCUAUGAAUUUAGCUGUAUGAAGGGUUACACGUUGAAAGGAUCGUCCCACAUUCAUUGUUCAUCAAAUGGUGAAUGGUCUGAUCCAGUUCCUAAAUGUGAAGUUGUGGAAUGUCAUGCACUACAGAAGCCUGCACAUGGUUUAUUCAACUGCUCCAACCCUUCUGGAAAUUAUGCCUGGAAUUCAUCUUGCAAUUUUUCUUGCAAAGAAGGUUUCGUUUUGAAAGGCCCCAGUAUACUCCAGUGUGGUGCAUCUGGGGAAUGGGAUGGACAGGAGCCUACAUGCGAAGUGGUGGAAUGUCAAGCAGUACCUCAAUCAGAAGGAAGCCUUAUGAAUUGUUCCCAUAAUGCUACAGAACUGAAGUAUAAAUCAACCUGUGAUUUUGCUUGUGCAAAGGGUUACACUUUAAGAGGAUCACCCCAGAUUCAGUGCUUAUCAGAUGGACACUGGAGUCAGCCAAUUCCUGUUUGUGAAGCCAUGCAUUGCCCUGAACUAAAGCCUUCGGCUCAUGGCUCCAUGAGCUGCUCUGGUCCUUCUGGAAACUCUGCCUGGAAUUCAACCUGCAAGUUUGCAUGUGAAGAAGGAUUCAAACUGAAUGGAUCCAGUGAACUCCAAUGUGAUGAUUCUGGACACUGGGAUGCAUCACAGCCAGAAUGUGAAG
This is a messenger RNA of Notechis scutatus (mainland tiger snake), 928 nucleotides long. The record is from RefSeq and is a predicted model, not a curated record. Lineage: Eukaryota; Metazoa; Chordata; Lepidosauria; Squamata; Elapidae.